Messenger RNA from Myotis davidii, 1158 nucleotides. It is a transcript of the gene F10, whose product is annotated as coagulation factor X. The transcript has 3 exons. Bases 36 to 1076 code for a protein of 346 amino acids. NCBI's taxonomy places the organism in Eukaryota, Metazoa, Chordata, Mammalia, Chiroptera, Vespertilionidae. The record is from RefSeq and is a predicted model, not a curated record. Gene Ontology annotation, biological process: blood coagulation; proteolysis. Gene Ontology annotation, molecular function: serine-type endopeptidase activity.
UUGGGGGUUGGAGCCUCUCUCUCUCUGGCCUCCCUAUGCCUCCUGCUGCUAAUGAACUAUGCACGCGGUGCAGGGAGGGUUUCACUUUGCUGAAGCCCCAGGCCAUUAAUUUUCUUCCAGAGCCUUAUCCCUGUGGGAAACUCACUCUGCCACAGAGGAGGAGGCUGGAGUCCCUGAGCACCCACAGCAGCAAGGAUCCCCCAGAAGACAGUGGAGACCUGGAUCCCACCAUGAACCCUUUCGAUGGAGACCUGGAUCCCACCGCAAACCCUUUCGAUCUGCCAGGCUUGAAUAACACACAGCCAAGUUCUGCAGAGGAGGAGAACCCACUAGUCAGGAUAGUGGGAGGGAGGGACUGCAAUGAUGGCGAAUGCCCCUGGCAGGCUCUGCUCAUCAAGGAGAACAAUGAAGGAUUCUGUGGAGGCACCAUCCUGAAUGAGUUCUACAUCCUCACUGCUGCCCACUGUCUUGACCAAGCUAAGCUAUUCAAGGUGAGGGUAGGCGAUCGAAACACGGAGAAGGAGGACGGCAACGAGAUGGUGCACGAGGUGGAGGUGAUUGUAAAACACAAAGGGUUUGACAAUAAGACCUAUAACUGUGACAUCGCUGUCCUCAAGCUGAAGACGCCCAUCAAAUUCCGCAUGAACGUGGCCCCUGCUUGCCUGCCGGAGAAGGACUGGGCCGAGUCCACCCUCAUGACACAGAAAUCAGGCAUCGUGAGCGGCUUUGGGCGCAUCCACGAGAUGGGCCGCACGUCCGUCACGCUCAAGAUGCUGGAGGUGCCCUACGUGGACAGGAACACAUGCAAGCUGUCCACCCCCUUCAGCAUCACCCCAAACAAGUUCUGCGCCGGCUAUGACUCAAAGCUGGAGGAUGCCUGUCAGGGAGACAGCGGGGGUCCCCAUGUCACUCGCUUCAAGGACACCUACUUUAUCACGGGCAUCAUCAGCUGGGGAGAAGGAUGUGCACGGAAAGGAAAGUUCGGAAUCUACACCAAAGUCACCAACUUCCUCAAGUGGAUCGAGAAGUCCAUGAAAAAAACCAAGACCACUGCCGCUCCCCUGUCAUUAGAUUAAUGCCCUCCCCCCACCCCCAACACCCCUGGCAGCCAUUGGUGUCUCAUUGUGUGUUAACACGUGCCAGUCUGAACAGGCUGAA